Messenger RNA from Entelurus aequoreus (snake pipefish), 1068 nucleotides. RefSeq names its product inhibitory synaptic factor 2A-like. The coding region runs from base 1 to 1068 and encodes 355 amino acids. Gene Ontology annotation, cellular component: postsynaptic density. The transcript has a single exon. NCBI's taxonomy places the organism in Eukaryota, Metazoa, Chordata, Actinopteri, Syngnathiformes, Syngnathidae. The record is from RefSeq and is a predicted model, not a curated record. Gene Ontology annotation, biological process: inhibitory postsynaptic potential.
AUGGUGAGUAAAGACGAGGCCAAAAGCAUCGUGGUGUCAGACACCGAUGAAUCCGAUUCGGACACGGACCUCGCGCACAACCUCGACGCGCACUCUGGGCCGCAGGUGAGGAAGAAGAACAAGGCCCUGCAGGUGCAUUUUCGGGAUAUCUGCGAGGCGCAGAAGGAGCACGGAGGAAAACACUCCCGUUCCAUAUCCUGCAAAGUGACCCACAGACAAUACAUGACCAUGCCCGCCAGACGCUCCAUCCCGAACGUGACCCGGAGCACCGGCGUGCAGACCUCACCUGACCUGACCAAGCGAUACAAGACUUUCCCCUUUGAGAGGAAGAAGGGACACACGUUCAAGCACGCCGCGUUAGUGGAGGACUACAGAGGACAAAACAACGGCUUUUUGAGCGAUAUAAAAGCGCUGGGAGAGGACGGACAACCCAUCGGGUUAUCCUCCGUUGUGGGACAGACCAAGGUUUUGCUCCACCAGACGGACGACAGCAGCGAUACGGAGGAUUUGAUUUGCGACGCCAACUGCGUGGACGGAACCUCCUGUCCGGAUUCUCAUCUCCCGUCCCGUCUGAACAACCCAGCGGAGCACCAGGACUGCGGGACAAGGACCAAACACAAAGGAUUACCGCGAGAAGACACGGACCAGGCUUCCGCCAAGCGUCUGCUGGCCAACUCUGAGUUCGCGAAGGGCGGGGGUCCGGUGGCGUGGAACUCUUUGACCCGAGUGGAGUCUUUAGGAAGCCCCUCGAAGGCUUGUAAAAGAAAGCAGUCCCAGACGCUUCCCCACAGCGCCUCGUGUUCGUCGCAGUCGCGAGGGCAGUGCAGGACCAGGCACGCCUCGGCCUCCUCCAAACUCCAGCAAACGCCUGGGACGGGCGAGGGUUUACCUGCAGGGACGCCGGUGGGGAGAAGCAGCCGGCGGGUGACACCUCAACCCGGAGACAAGGAUAUCAAAGAGCAGCUGCAGGCUAUGGAGAAUCUCAUCAAUUCCAGCCAGGAGACCAUCAAGGUCCUCCUCGGAGUUAUUCAGGAGCUAGAGAAAGGUGAAGCACAGAGAGAGGGGUGA